UAUUUACUGUAUUCAAUAUUGGCAACCCUGCCGGACCUCGUCGGGACAGGAAAAAUAAUACGAGAAUUAUUACACACUUAGCACAGCACAUGCCUCAGUGGGCUCUGUGUCUUUGUAGUGUGAGGUUGUGCACAAGAUGUUAAAGAUAAUUCUUAUCUUAGCCCUGGUGGGUUCCAUCUACCCUCAGGACGAUAAGGACUUGGAUUCAGUGAUCGAGUCUAUAUUUGGCAAGCCGUCUUCCACGCAGCCGCCCUUCAUCAACGUGAAGAAACCAUCAACAAUAGUACCCCCAACCAACAACCAAGACAAAGAGAACCAGCCGUGUCAGACGGAAGAGGGCAAGGAGGGUCGCUGUCUGCGGUACUUCCUCUGCAAUUCAAACAACACUGUCAUAGAUGAUGGUGUAGGAAUCAUAGAUAUAAGAGUUCAAGCCGACGUAUGCAGUUCCUACUUGGACGUGUGCUGUAACGUCCCAGACGUGAGACCACCAGAUAAUCCCAUCACCCCGAAACCUCCGAAAUUCAGGGAAGGUUGCGGGUGGAGGAACCCCGACGGUAUUGGAUUCAAGACGAUCGGCGACAACGACGGUGAGAGCAAGUUCGGGGAAUUCCCCUGGAUGGUCGCCAUACUCAAUACUGAUUACGUUGAUCCCAGAAUCGAGGCUGUGAACGACGCUAACUCUGAGGGUCAAAAGCUGAACGUCUACGUUGGUGGCGGGUCGCUGAUACAUCCCAGCGUUGUUUUAACAACUGCCCACACAGUCGCAUCGAUUCCAACGCUGAAAGUACGUGCCGGGGAAUGGGAUACCCAGACAUCUAAAGAGAUAUACCCGUUCCAAGACCGGGACGUCGAUUCAGUAAUCAUUCACAAGGACUACAAUCACGUCAAAAAGAACCUUUUCUACGACAUAGCCCUACUAUUCCUCUCAUCGCCCGUGGAUAUGAACGUGCCCAACGUGGCCCUGGCGUGUCUCCCGCCACCCAGACUGGUAACGCCUGGUGGAAUCAGAUGUUUCGCCAGCGGAUGGGGUAAAGACAAAUUCGGCAAGGAAGGUCGUUACCAGGUCAUAUUGAAAAAGGUGCAACUGCCGGUGGUUGAGAGGCAGCAGUGUCAGAAACAGCUGCGGAACACACGCCUGGGACCGUUCUUCCAGCUGCACAGCUCGUUUAUGUGUGCUGGAGGUGAAGAGGGCAUUGACACCUGCAAAGGGGACGGCGGAUCGCCUUUGGCGUGCCCGAUUGAGAACGAACCAGGGCGUUACAUGCAGAGCGGCAUGGUGGCGUGGGGCAUAGGUUGUGGCGAAAACGGCACGCCCGGCGUAUACGUUGACGUGGCCAGCCUGCGGGAUUGGAUCGACGACAAAAUUAUAGGCAAAGGACUGGACCCAAAGGUCUACAGCUUCUAAAUGAACGGAUGCAAGCAAAAAUACUUGUCAUUUGAGACAUCUUUUUUACUUUUAUGAGUCUUAAUGCAGCGUAAAACUAAUUAACCACGUCCUGUGUUGUUUUUGAUUUGCGAAUACUCGUGUUGAAAUCUACCAUAUUUUUUUAUAUGAAUCGAAGUAAACAAAGUACUUAAUAA
Molecule: messenger RNA, 1581 nt
Organism: Danaus plexippus (monarch butterfly)
Lineage: Eukaryota; Metazoa; Arthropoda; Insecta; Lepidoptera; Nymphalidae
Product: phenoloxidase-activating factor 2-like
Exons: 9
Coding region: 137-1405 (422 amino acids)
Biological process (GO): proteolysis
Molecular function (GO): serine-type endopeptidase activity
Source: RefSeq, a predicted model, not a curated record